AUGAAGUUCCGCCUGGGCCGUCCGCUGCUGCUGGCGGUGUUCUUCAUCAUCGUGAUAGUUGCCGACCAAGUACGCUGCGACGAGGAGCCACCGGUGGCAUCGGCCAAGCCGGUAAAGAAGAAGGCCAGGAAAAGCAAACCGACCAAGAAGGCGACGACGAAGAACCUAAGGAAGCCUCAGGAUCGUCCCCAAUCCGAUCGACCGCAGGCGGCUGCGCCGGAGUACGAUUCGGCGUACGAUUACGGUGAUAACUACGACUACGGAACGGACACCGACUACGAGGCGGAAAAUGGUCCCGGAACGCGUCGGACAGAAUCGCGCUUCCGCCAGCCGGACGAUGAAGUUCCGCGAGCACCGCAACCAACCACCACCACCACCACCACCACCCGAGCACCCGAACCGGAGGCGAUCGUGAACCCGUUCACUUGCUACUACGAAGACAAGUGGUAUCGCGAGGGGGAAGUCUUCCAAUCGGACUACCAGGGUUGCGCCACUUGUCGCUGCCGAAACGGGUCGGUGCAGUGUGACAAGGCGGACUGCCCACGGGUGAUUCCAACCACGUCGACAUCGACCACCACAACGACGACCACUACGACGGAAGCACCGGAGUUUGAUGCGUCGGCCGUUGGCAACCGUCUACCGGAAGCACCACCCGGUGAACCAGGCUUUCCAGGGCAGGCGGGACAGCCGGGCAUUCCGGGUACGCCAGGAAUUCCUGGCCCCCCGGGACCUCCAGGGCCAGCGCCGGACCUAUCCUUCUACACCCAGCAGCUGCAGGAGUCUAUGGGAGGAGCGGAUAAGGGUCCUGGGCCGGAAAACUUCCAAUUCAUGCAAGCACAGGUCGGUCCGGUUGGGCCGCGAGGACCUCCGGGACCGUCCGGUGCUACCGGGCCCCAGGGAUUCCAGGGAACUCGUGGUGAACCGGGUGAGUCGGGACCUCCGGGUGUUGGGGGACCACCGGGACCGCGUGGAUUACCUGGUGCACCAGGAAAGGACGGAGCAGCUGGAGACGAUGGUGAAACGGGCCCGCAAGGACCCGUCGGACUUCCGGGCCCUCGAGGUCUUCCCGGUAUGCCAGGUGUGCCGGGACUGAAGGGUCAUCAGGGAUUGCCGGGGCCUGAGGGUAUGAAAGGUGAAACUGGAGCACACGGUGAAAAGGGAUCGGUCGGAGCUAGCGGACCUUCCGGAGUGCCAGGUGCUGUGGGACCUGCUGGACCACGCGGAGAACGUGGACGAGAAGGGCCACCGGGACCCCCGGGACUGCGUGGAAUCGAUGGAAUCGCUGGACCUCCAGGUGCACCGGGACCUGUUGGAAAACCGGGUCCACCUGGUUUCCCAGGAAGCAAUGGCGCCAAAGGUGAUAUGGGAGCUGCCGGUCCGAAGGGAAGCCAAGGUCCACAGGGUCCGAGGGGUGAAUCUGGCCGGCCAGGGCAACCAGGUGAGCCAGGAUUGAACGGACCUCCGGGCAAGGAUGGAAUAGCUGGAGAGAAGGGAAGCCCCGGUUCACCAGGAAUUGCCGGUCCACCUGGAUUCCCUGGAGCACGGGGUGCUCCUGGCGCAAAUGGAAGUCCCGGAGAUUCUGGUGCCAAGGGUGAACCUGGUUUGCCUGGAGAGCGAGGCUACAAGGGAGAGAGUGGACACAAGGGAGAAUCAGGUGUGCCAGGACCACGAGGAUUACCAGGAGCAGUUGGUCCGGAGGGCAAGCGUGGCAAACGGGGUAUGAAAGGACCAACCGGUCUCACGGGAGCUCAGGGUGAACGAGGACUGCCGGGUUCGCCAGGCCUACCAGGACCGGACGGUGCGCAGGGAGUGAAGGGUCAAUCGGGAGAUCGUGGCGCAAUGGGUCCCCAGGGUCCGAAAGGAUCCGGCGGUGAUCCAGGUCCACCGGGAGCACAAGGCAUACAAGGUCUUCGUGGCCAACCGGGACGUCCUGGAAUACAAGGAAAAGCGGGUACACCGGGAGAACGUGGAAUGCCAGGGGCCGAUGGAAAGGUAGGCGAAUCAGGACCACAAGGUCUGCAGGGUCUUCCCGGACCAAUGGGAUUACCUGGCGACAAGGGCUUCACCGGCGAACCGGGCAAGGACGGCGACAUUGGCCCUCCUGGUCCGGUAGGACCUCGUGGGGAUGCUGGCAAGGAUGGACCACCGGGAAUUCCUGGACCACCGGGACCGCCUGGCAACGAUGGUGAUCGUGGACCACCGGGUACUUCCGGACCGAGAGGUUUCCAGGGACUCCCGGGAACACCUGGAAAUCCUGGAGCACAAGGCAAAGACGGACAGAAUGGACCGCCUGGACAACCGGGUCCCGCUGGUCAACCUGGUAUCCGCGGUGAACGAGGAUUCCCGGGAGAACGAGGACCUGUAGGAACCCCGGGAACUCCUGGCCUUCGCGGUGAAACAGGAGCACAAGGAAACGAUGGGCCACCGGGCGCUCCUGGACCAAAUGGAAUGAAAGGACAUCAAGGAGCCCCGGGUAUGGUCGGCUUGCCAGGCCUGCGUGGUCCAGCUGGACCUGCCGGAGAGAAAGGCGAACGUGGAAGUUCGGGACCACCGGGACCGGAGGGUCCAGCCGGCCGUGUUGGUGAACGUGGUCUCCAAGGUCUCAUGGGUCCUCCAGGACCUCCGGGUGAACCGGCGGAAAAGGGUGAACCAGGAACGCCGGGAACUCCCGGUGAACCAGGUGCCCCAGGAGCGGUCGGUGAUCGAGGUGCGGUAGGCCCUCAGGGUCUUCAAGGCUUCCCCGGACCACAAGGACCUGUUGGAGUGCCAGGUGCCAAGGGUGACCGUGGCAACAUGGGGCUGAAAGGCGAACAAGGUAAUUCUGGACUUCCUGGUGUACCGGGAGAACCCGGACCGCAAGGAUUGAUUGGUUUAACGGGAUCGAAGGGAGCACGUGGAGAACCAGGGCUUCGUGGCGAAACGGGCCCCAUGGGAACUCCAGGACGGCCAGGAGAUCAAGGACCGAUUGGUCAAACUGGAAACCCAGGUUCCCCAGGAACCCCAGGAACACCGGGUCAGAAGGGUAACCCAGGUGACACUGGACGUCACGGAAACCCAGGACCGCCUGGUUUGCCUGGUCCGCAAGGUAUUGAAGGCAUCAAGGGAGAGGCAGGCAAUGAUGGACCACCUGGUCCACCAGGAAAUCAAGGACCGCAAGGUGUAUCCGGCGAUCGUGGUCUGCCGGGACUUCCAGGACCAAGUGGCGCGCAGGGCAUGCGUGGAUUGCGUGGUGCGGCCGGUGAACCAGGAACUCCCGGAAAGCCAGGCUCCGAUGGUCCUCCAGGUACACCGGGACAGCUGGGUCCACCGGGACCUCCAGGUCCGACUGGUGAUACGGGACCGGAAGGAAUGCCAGGAAAGCAAGGACCGCCUGGAAUUGGCGGGCGACCGGGUGAUAAGGGACCUAUUGGAAACCCCGGACCUCAGGGUUCAUCCGGUGCGCCAGGCUUGCCUGGACCUCCAGGACCUCAGGGACCUCUUGGGCAGACUGGCGAGCGAGGGCUUCGAGGUGAAACGGGUCCACAUGGAAUUGAUGGUCCACCGGGACCUCGCGGUAAACCGGGUCCGCCGGGGCUGGAAGGACCUAAGGGCGAAAAUGGCGAGCCGGGUCUGAAGGGUACCAAGGGGCAUCGUGGUUUGAUCGGUCUGCAAGGACUUCCGGGUCCUGCCGGUCCUCCUGGCGAUAAAGGAAACGUUGGCAAUGAAGGACCAGCUGGCAAACCGGGUGAGGCCGGUCCUCGGGGUCCACCUGGACGUGAUGGAUCACCCGGACUGCAAGGUAUGCUGGGAGCCGCUGGACCCCGUGGUCCGCCCGGUAACGAUGGCAAGCACGGACAGCCAGGUCCAGCGGGUCCCCCGGGUCCUCCGGGUCCACCAGGCGAUGGCGUUGGCUAUGAUGCUGCUGCCUUGGCCGCCCUCCUGGGUCAUGGUCAAAUGAGCAACACCAAGGGACCAGAUCCAAACCAGGGCGAUGAACCGAUGAACCUUGGCCGUGUAUUCGAACUAACCGACGAGGAACGCCAGAAGCUGGUUGAGAAUGCGUACGAAAAGUUAAAGUCCGCCUUCGCCACGUUUAAGAAACCGGACGGAAAGCAGGGUUCGCCGGCGAAAACCUGCCGGGAUCUGUUUGCCGCCCAUCCAGAGUUUAGCUCCGGUAACUACUGGAUCGAUCCGAACGAGGGCGAUGCGCGUGACGCGAUCCUUGUGUACUGUGACGCUGAAAAGAAGGCCUCUUGUGUGCUACCACAACCAAUGCGCACGAAGGAGCUCCAAUACGACGGUGACGAGCAGGAAGUGUGGUUGGGCGAGCUGAAGGACGGCAUGAAGAUCACCUACAAGUCGGACAGCAAUCAAAUCGGAUUCUUGCAACUGCUCUCCGCUAGCGCGUCCCAAAACAUCACCUACCACUGCAAAAACACAGUGGCGUACUUCAACAAAGCAACGAAUAGCUACCGCCAGAGUGUUAAGCUUUUGGCGUGGAACGACGCUGAACUGACCGCUCGGGGCCCGCAACGACUCCGCUACGAAGCCCUACAGGACGACUGCCAGCACCGAACGGCGCACUACGCCCAAUCGGUAUUGAGCUACAGCACCGACAAACCCAUGCGACUCCCGAUCAUCGACAUUGCGGUGCGUGACGUCGGAGCAUCCAACCAGCAAUUCUGGGUCGAGAUCGGAGCCGUAUGCUUCCAGUGA
This is a messenger RNA of Anopheles coustani, 4695 nucleotides long. RefSeq names its product collagen alpha-1(I) chain-like. The transcript has 6 exons. Gene Ontology annotation, molecular function: extracellular matrix structural constituent. Lineage: Eukaryota; Metazoa; Arthropoda; Insecta; Diptera; Culicidae. The record is from RefSeq and is a predicted model, not a curated record. Bases 1 to 4695 code for a protein of 1564 amino acids.